AUGGUUCCUUGUGAAGCGUGCGCCACCCCUUUCAUCCCCGCUCGGAUCUCUGUCACAGGAGGACCUGCUUCUUUGCAUUCUUCUUUCCCGCCCCUGCGCCAUUCUGGGUGGCUCGUAUCGCCGUUGAGGGUCUCCUUGAUUUCAUCUCGUAUGCAUCAUCUACGUUACCUGCUCACUUCUUCCUCCUCUCUGUCUCAACUGAGAUUCGUCACGCUUCCCAGCUUACACCGCUUUCAUCUCUCCGCCAACACAUCCAACAUGGCCAAGGGUAAGCGCUCCGCUGACGCCAAGGGCAGCCAGAAGCGCCAGAAGAAGGUGCUGCGCGACAACAUUCGUGGCAUCACGCGCGGCUGCGUCCGCCGCAUGGCGCGCCGCGGUGGUGUAAAGCGCAUCUCGGGCGACCUCUACGAGGAGGUGCGCCGCGUGCUGAAGGCCUAUGUGGAGGACAUUGUGCGCUGCAGCACGGCCUACACCGAGUACGCGCGCAAGAAGACAGUCACGGCGGCCGAUGUCGUGAAUGCGCUGCGCAAGCGCGGCCACAUCCUGUACGGCUACGCGUAA
Molecule: messenger RNA, 561 nt
Organism: Leishmania braziliensis MHOM/BR/75/M2904
Lineage: Eukaryota; Euglenozoa; Kinetoplastea; Trypanosomatida; Trypanosomatidae
Product: histone H4
Exons: 1
Coding region: 1-561 (186 amino acids)
Biological process (GO): nucleosome assembly
Molecular function (GO): DNA binding; structural constituent of chromatin; protein heterodimerization activity
Source: RefSeq, a predicted model, not a curated record